GCUUGUCCUCUGACUACUACCAUGACCUCCGACGCCCAGCUGAAAAGCGAAAUCGCGAGACUUACAGCCACAAUCGACCAGCAUAAAUCAUCAUCAUCCUCAUCUGGAUAUCCCUAUCGGACACCCCGGAACAACAGCUAUGUCAAUCCGACGUACAGACCACCCGCCAACAAGUACAUUCGAUCGUCAAUCCCGCCUCUCUCAAAGCCUCCGUCGAGUCGAUCAGUGCCGCCCUCAGUUCAAGGCACAAAGGACGUCAUACUCAACGGUGUCGCUUUGAAUCUUCUAGUCGAUCUUUGGUUCGCAAAGAUUUACCUAAAUCUACUCCUGUCCCCACCCCAAAUAUACCCACAGCUCGACCUCGCUUCAAGAAUGGGCCGCGUAUAUAUAAACCUAAAAGCUCUCGUCGCCGUGGUCCUGUGAACAUGACGCUGACCAACAACAGACGACCCUACCAGUCUCGUCGGGAAAUGAAGCGUCUCAAAUAUUCCGAAAAGCCAUGCCCUCGCUUUUCUACCACUGGCUCUUGUGCUCGUGGUCUUACAUGUGCUUACGCCCACGAUCCUGCGAAAAUCGCCGUCUGCUGGAACUUUCUCCAGGGCACCUGUCCGAAGACGGCUGAAACUUGCGACCUCUCCCACGACCCGACGCCGGAACGGACGCCACUCUGUGUGCAUUUUUCAACAAAGGUCGCUGCACUCGAGAUGCGUGCCCGUUCCCACAUGUCAACGUUGCAACACGUUCGUGAAUGCCCCGACUUUGCGGAGCAUGGUACUUGUACAAAGAAGGGAUGCAAGCUUCCUCACGUCAUUCGUGCCAAUCGCAACCGGAAGCCUCAGAUAUCUGCAAAUUCCAACGCGAAGUCUGCGACUGCUCUGGCUCCUCUUGUUUCUUCUUCUGGUGCUCCCAAGGCUGACUCCAGUGUGGCGACUGUCACGGUCGAGGACGCCCAGUUAGGGGAUGAGUUCAUUUCGCUGACCUUCAAUGAAAGUGAGAGCGAGACCGGGGAUGAUGACAGCGAGGACGGAGAAAGUAGCGAAGACGACGAGAGUGACUCAGAUGAGCUCACACAGGACACUCGCGACGAGAUGGACCGCCCGCUCGGCCCCCGCCAGCAGCCACCUGGGGAACGCUCUACCGCUUACGAAGAUAUCUUCGGUCGUCGCGCUGCCAAUCACCAUUCCCAGCAGCCACCGUAUCCUCCGAACCAGGCUCAAUAUCAGCCCUAUCCUCCUCAGCAACAAUACUACCCCUCGCAGGGAUACCCGCAAUACACGCAGCAGCCGCAGUACCGUCCUCAAGCUCCAUAUCCCCCGUCGUAUCCGCAACUGCAGACCCCGUAUCAAUACGUUCGUGCGCCCGCUGGUCCCCGUGCACCUAGCCUCCAUUCCUCCGUCUCGCACCCGCCCUUCCAGCAAAACCACCCUGGGCAUGGAGUUUUGGUCCCGCCACCGACCCAGAUGAGGGAUGAACAAGGUCUCACGCCGGCCCAGGCGUACCAGGCGCAGGUCGCGUAUGGACGAACCAGUCCUGCACCUCCGCAGGCCGGUAUGAGCCGCGGAAGUUUCCUCCCGCCACCUAAAUCGAAUGGGAUCGCUGCGAAUGGGGGUUUGGGCGCUAGUGGGAGUAGUCUGGAUCUGGGAGACCGGACCAGCAAGCCGCCAUCUCUCACUGUUGCUAUCGGCGAAGGACUCGGUUUCAACCUCAACUUCGAUGACUUCGGCGCCAAUUCUGCGCAAAACGAACGAGUGAAUUCAUCUGGUGCUGGGGGUGUGGUCGACGACUCAGCGCCUGGGAGUUUUGAUGAUGAUGAAGAAAGUGAACUGCCUUGGGCGCGAGAACGCGACUCUCCCUCUUCAACAAAGCGUGAGCACCUCUCAUCUCUUCUUUUCCUCCACCCUCCAAUUCACCGCAACAGCCGCGAAUACAACAGCCCACGUCGUAUGGAUCUCUCAGGCAUCCACAGGUCCAAGCACAUAGGAUCUCGACUGCGUCCGACACACCUCCUACCUCCAUUCGCUCCUCCGUCGCGUCUUCAUCGACAUCGCCGACCUCGCUCGAACAUGAGCCAUUCCCUCCCGCAGGGAACUAUGCACCUUCCAAUUAUUCGGGAACCACACUGGCGGCCAGUAGUACAGGGAACCAUUCGACGACCAACCGACGCCAGUCUGAAAGUGCGCGAACCUACCGAGGCUUUCUGGUCCACGGAAAGACCGGGCAGCUCAAGACCGAGCGAUGAGCAUGUCUGCAGUGUCCUCAAGCUCAACGCCACCCUCCCCGGCAUUCUCGUUGAUUCCCGGCCCGGGUGGUCCGAUACAUACAAAUUCGUCGUCAUCGACUGUCGCACACCCGAAACGACCGAGAGGUGCACCGAUAGUGUACCCUGCUUACUCUCGCUCGUAGCAGAUGCAUUCCGACAGCGGGUGCCUCUGGGUGAUCGCGUAAAAGAUGAGCUCACCUAUCACGACGCGUUUGAUGGACGAGAAGCUGUUGAUCGGAUAGCGCAUAUCAUCAAGACAACGGACCGAAACCUGGCGCUACUGCUAGGCCGGGCUUUGGAUGCUCAAAAGUUCUUCCACGAUGUCACAUAUGACCAUCGCUUACGCGACAGCGCAUCGGAGCUGUAUCAGUUCCAGACCAAGUUAUCCAGCCCGUUCGCCAGUGGAGAGAUGACGAUCAAGGGAAGCGAGGUUGGGGAGAAUCUGCUAGGUCCCCCGUCCGAUGUCGUGUCCCCGGAUUCGUUCGAUGACGCGAUUGGUCUGGUGGACAAACAAGAUGAUGCGCCGUUGCCCACCGGUGUGUUCACACUGUUGGCAGAUUGCUACAGUCCGACGUGCAGUCGAGAUCAGUUGUGCUACAGUAUAGCAUGUCCUCGGAGACUAGAGCAGCAGGCGAGGCUAAACAUGAAACCCGAGCCAGGUCUCAAGAACUCGAAGGAAACCAUCGCCGAGACACUCAACGAGCCUGAUGGCGACUCUGGUUUGCUGUGGAUCCACUCGGUACCUGCGGAGAUCCUCGCCAGCAUCGGUGACACCGAGAGGAAGCGACAAGAAGCGAUCAACGAAGUCAUAUACACUGAACGCGACUUUGUUCGCGACAUGGAGUAUCUUCGUGACACAUGGGUCUCUCGUAUCGCGGCAGCCGACUUCAUUGAGCCCGCAGAACGAAAGGAGCAGUUUUUGAUCCAAGUCUUCUGGAAUGCUCACGAUAUCAUCACUGUCAACGGCAAGCUCCGGGACGCCCUGAACAAGAGGCAACGUGGCUACGUUGUGGUGGAUAAGAUUGGAGACAUCUUUAUGGACGCGGUACCGCAUUUUGAGCCAUUCGUUAUGUAUGGAGCGCACCAGCUGUACGGGAAGUAUGAGUUUGAGAAGGAGAAGGGGCAGAAUCCUGCGUUUGCAGCAUUCGUCGAGGCCACCGAACGACUACCUGAAUCACGGAAACUGGAGCUCAACGCAUAUCUGACCAAGCCGACCACUCGUCUCGCUCGUUAUCCGCUACUGUUGGAAGCAGUGCUCAAGCACACACCCGCUGACUCUACGGACAAACAGACCUUGCCGCUUGUGAUUGAGAAGAUCCGAGCCCUGCUCUCGAGGGUGAACGAGGAAUCGGGCAAAGCGGAGAACCGAUUCAACCUUGCUCAGCUGGAUUCUCAGCUGCAGUUCAAGCAAGGGGAUCAGGUUGACUUGCGUUUGCGAGAAGAGGGCCGUGAACUUGUCUACAAGGGUCCGCUCAACAAGCGAGAUGGCGAGCUCCAGGUGUAUCUGUUCGAUCAUGCCCUGCUGUUCGUCAAGAUCGUUAAGCAGAAGCAGACUGAGCAUAUGCGAGUUUACCGCAAACCUAUUCCUUUGGAACUGCUUCUCGUCUCAGCGUCGGAAGACAUGAACGGCAAAGAUAAGGACACGCUGCGGGGUCAACGGCGGCAGCUCGUGCGAAAGUCGUCGUUCGGGAACGGCGCUGGACAGCGGGGGUCGCCACAUCCUCCUUCAGUCGUGAUCCGAGCAGACGCCAAGGGACCGAAUUGGAUCAGUUUCUCGCACCUGGGGAGGAAGGCGUACAGUCUGGUGCUGUCUGCCGGCACGCCAUUGGCUCAGCGCAAAUGGAUGGAGAAUAUCAUCAAGCAGCAGACGGCUAUGCGCGAGAGGAGUCUGGUCUUUGAUACGAUCGCACUGAGCGAGGGUUUCUUCGGUGCCAAUAAGGUCAAUUGCGCUGCACCCUUCAGCGGUGGACGGCGUAUCGUGUAUGGCACUGACGACGGUGUCUACAUCUCUGACUUGCGGGAGCUUCACAAGGAUCCCGUCAAGGUUCUUGCCCUGCUUGACGUUAGUCAAGUAGAUGUUCUCGAGGACUACCAACUGCUUAUCGUUUUGUCGGAACGCCUUGUCAUGACUUUUCCUCUGGAAGCGCUGGACGCAAAUGACCCGACGGCUGGUCUCAAGCGCGCCAAACGGAUUGCAACGCAUACGUCCUUCUUCAAAGCCGGGUAUUGUCUCGGGCGGGUGAUUGUCUGUGUCGUCAAGUCAACGCAGCUCUCGUCUACGUUCAAGGCGCUCGAGCCGAUCGAGCAGAAUGUCCGAGGGCGUGCUAAGCCGACGUUCAAGAAGCUUCUGCAGGGUGGAAACGACACCCUUCGGCCGUUCAAGGAGUUUUAUAUUCCUGUCGAGUCUACCUCGAUCCACUACCUCAAGACUAGGAUGUGUAUCGGCUGCUCUAAAGGCUUUGAGAUUGUGGAUCUGGAAACACUGGAAACCCAGGGUCUGCUUGAUCCCUCGGACGAAAGUCUCGAAUUCGUUCGCAAGAAGGAGAAUUUACGGCCGAUGGCGAUUUAUCGAGUCAACAAUGACUUCCUCUUAUGUUACGAUGAGUUUGCGUUCUACGUGAACCGGACCGGUCGACGAUCGCGAAAGAACUUUAUCGUCUACUGGGAAGGAACACCCACUGGUUUCGCACUGCACGAGCCAUAUGUGCUGGCGUUCGAGCCCUCGUUCGUCGAGAUCCGACACAUCGACACUGGCUUGAUGUCGCAAGUGAUCCAAGGGUCGAAUCUCCGCCUACUUUUCGCUGACACCCCUCCGUCUGUGAACAAUGGGACCGGGUAUGCAUAUAACCAGGGCGGGUAUGACCGCUCACCGCAGUUCAACCCGUAUGCGCCUCCGCAGUACCAGUACCAGCAGCAGCAGCAACAGAGAUAUCCGCAGGGCGUGGGGCGGGACGAGAUCUUGAUGGUUUCCGACGACCGGGUGCUUGCGCUCCGGACCGCCGAAGGGCCGCAGCGUUUUAUGUCUGAUAAUGUGUCGAUGAUGUCCAUGCCUCGAUAAUCGCUUUCGUUCACACUAUUAGUAGUACUGAUUGUCAAUUGCGUUUUCUUUUACAUAUACAGUAUAUAUAUAUCAUCCACCAUUACACUUGCUUUUGUACACUCACUGCAAUACCAGGAUCCUCUGUUCUCAGCAAUGCAUUGAAUUCAAUGUGUAUUUAUCGAAAUAUUAC
Molecule: messenger RNA, 5490 nt
Organism: Mycena citricolor
Lineage: Eukaryota; Fungi; Basidiomycota; Agaricomycetes; Agaricales; Mycenaceae
Source: the annotation of a GenBank genome assembly